Sclerotinia sclerotiorum 1980 UF-70 is the source of this 279-nucleotide messenger RNA. RefSeq lists its product with no specific name. The transcript has a single exon. The record is from RefSeq and is a predicted model, not a curated record. The coding region runs from base 1 to 279 and encodes 92 amino acids. Lineage: Eukaryota; Fungi; Ascomycota; Leotiomycetes; Helotiales; Sclerotiniaceae.
AUGGCGCCGUCGAAAGCCGUUGAAGAUGAAGAAGAUGCGAUCGAGCGAGGUGGAUGGCUCGUUAUGCUGGUAUGCGGUAUGCGGUAUGCUAUUAUGCUUGUUGUUGAAUGUUGGUUGACUGUCGUAAACCCUCCCAAGAUCUGCACUGUUUGGUUCGUCUCUCCGCAGCGUAAAGUCUUGUCGGUAUGGAUUUAUCUUUCUUUCGGCGCGGCGCACUUUCGCGAUUCAACCUUCAAGUUGUUCAAUGUCGGUGCUGUGCUCACUAAUCUGUGUUCAUGA